Molecule: messenger RNA, 6006 nt
Organism: Synchiropus splendidus (mandarinfish)
Lineage: Eukaryota; Metazoa; Chordata; Actinopteri; Syngnathiformes; Callionymidae
Gene: rtn3
Product: reticulon 3
Exons: 5
Coding region: 322-2865 (847 amino acids)
Biological process (GO): brain development; neuron differentiation; endoplasmic reticulum tubular network formation
Cellular component (GO): postsynaptic density; neuron projection
Source: RefSeq, a predicted model, not a curated record
CCAACAAAUCUAAUUGAUCGAUGGUUUGACGCUUUAUUCUCGAGACUGCCAGCCACAAGACCACACUAAAAGGAUAUGACUUUACAUGAGCUAAACACCGAAGGGCAUUAUUCGUCAGAGCAGUCCGCCCUCUUGUCUCCCUCCGCCACCGUCUUCCUCUUAGUGCGCGGACGUUGACGUGAAGGUGCACACAUUCAGAGUCCCGCUCUUGGGGAGAAAUUGAGGAACGCUUGAGGUCUCUUAACGCCGUCGAAGUCCAUUUUGCAGUUUCAACGAGUCGUCUCGACAUUUUUGUUGCAGUUGCUUCGAAAAGACAGUAAAAUGGAUCCAAUGAAUCAGUCCGCCCAGAUAUCAUCGUCGCAAGGGUUCGCCGACGGUCAGAAUUCUGCUACCAAAGAACCAAAGCUAUCCGAUUCCUUUCUUUCCUCCUCGCCUGUAUCUCUCAUUCAGUCUCCUCAAGACCGACGGGGGGUUCUGGGGUCUGAUAAACCCUGUGAAUCUGUAGCAACAUCUCUUCGGUUUCCCCCUCAACCAGGGUCUAUUUCCCACAAUGCUGGGAGUGAAGUGGGGUCACCUAAUAUGCAACCGGAUUCCCCAAUAAAGCUAUCACCCGUUUCUGAGCGGAUAAAGGCACUAGAAGCGCUUGCAGCCAAAACGAAGGAGCCUGACUUUCGUAGCGAUGGAAGCUACUGUCAUUUCAGGGACAGGCAUUAUGAUAAGUCUCCCACCGAGGCCGAAAAGUCACCAAUAACUCCAAAGUUCAUUUCUGAGAGUAAAAAGAUUUUUAACGAGACAAAAAAUGUUGCUUUUGAGACAAAAGUACAACCGGAUAAACCGAAAGCAUGUGCUAAUCAGGAUCCAGACUCACCAGAAUCUCCAUUUGAGGUACUUGGAGAUUUGAAGCAGGGUAGUGAUUUUGAGGAAACUGAACAGUGGCUGAAGACCUAUGCACCUCCAGCUCCGGAUUUUGCUGCUGAGGAUUCAACUUCAGGUUUCCAGGCUUCAGUUGCAGUCCCAAAGAAAGAGGUCCAACGUGGACCCAUUCCUGUUGAGCCUGCUUUUUUGGCCAAUGUCCCAGAAGCUUAUAUGGAUUCCCCUGAUGUCAACGAUGAAAAAGAGGUCAACAAAGAAGAAGAUGAAGAGGAAUCAGAUUUUGACCUUAGCUUUCUGCCAACUGCCUACAUGUGGAAUCAACAGGACAAACCGAGUGUCAAACUAUCAAAUCCUGAUGCACCUGCUCCAUUUUCUGCCAUUAGUAGCUCAGCCCCUGAUUCGCCACCAGAUGACGCUCCAUAUCAUUCCGUGCCAAAUAUUGGAGAAAAUGGAAAGGUGGCUUGGGCUGAUGAUGUAGAACACAGAGAGGCCAGUGAAGUCGAUAGCUCGGAGUCUGACGAGACAGUCAUUGAAGAUGGAGUCACAGUCACAGAUGCAGCCCCAAGUCCUUCAAAUGAUGAUGCAUGUGCUGUUAUUGAUGUCCCCGCUACUCCUGCCCUUGCCUCUCCCGAAAUAAACUCUGAAGGAAGGGAAACCUCUUCAGCACGUUCUGAGAGAAAGUUAAUGCAAGUUCCAACUAUUAAUGUCAUUGAAACUGACGAACCAAACUACAGUGACGAGGAAAUGGAGUUUGAAGAUGACUAUGACGUCGCAAAAGAUGCCACGAACAAACCAGAUCAAGAGGUUGUGCCAAGUGAACCACGGCAAACACAUCCUGUGGAAAUGGAAAUUAUUGAAGGCUACUCCCCUCCUUCGUCCCCAGUAGACUCUGAUGAAGAGUAUUAUCCCCAACAAAGCUCACAUAAAUUGCUGUCUGAAAGGGUACGUCAAGAGUCUGCAGAAAACUUGGACACGUCUGAGUUUGACCAGUCACGAGCGGAUGAAGAUCAGAGUGUAACUUUGUUCACAUCCAAAGAUAAACAAGUGGGCUUCCAUGACAACGACAGUUGGUCUGAUGAACCUCAAGACCUUCUGCGUGAACAAUUUGAGACUAAUGUUGCGACUGAAGACUCUGCCAAUGUUCAAAAUACACAGUCUAUGACUGUUUCAAAAAUCAACUUCUUGCAAGAUGACUCGUAUGACAGGGAGUCAUUUGAUUGUGACUACGAGCCCUCUUCUCGCUUUGACAUUGAAGAGAAGGCCCCAAAGAAUGUAAAGGAAUACUUUCUUUCAGAUGCUGUGCAAACAUGUAAUGACAAGAAGGAAGUCCCUGAUGCACACCAUGCUUUUGUCAGUAGGAGUGCAAUGGAUUCAGAUGCUCAACAGGCUUCAAGUGAUUUCCCUCCAAAUCCAUACUCUUUAUGUCAAAAAGAGCAGUUUAGUAGCAUUCAUGCAGAGUGCUAUCCUGGUCAACUGGACUCUGAAAUGGAUCAGGAAGAACGUGAUGGAACUGACAUCAGUGCAGAUGACAUUGUCUCCGAGCCUUCGGACAGCUUUGUUGACUUCAUGAGAGAGUGCCUGAAAUCUAAUCAGGAUGGCAAACCGGGAAAUGACUUUAUUUGUUCUGAAAAUGAGUCUGGCAGCAUGGUUGGUUCUUCCCAGGCACCCCAAGUCUUGGCGAUCGACCUUGAACAUGAGCGGCUAACUAUCAGUGCUCUGAAGGAGCUGGGAAAUGUUCAAGAGGUGGAAGAGAAGGAUGAAGUAGCUCUUCAGACUGCCGUUUCUACACUGGGGAAAUCUGGGCAUGAUGUCCAAUUUGCACAGCCUUCUCCCCCUUAUCCUGAACCUUUCCAAGAAAAACCUGGGUUUGAUUCUGCUAGUUCCAAAGAUGCAGAUACCAUUGAUGUCUGGGUGGCCGAGGCCUACCAUCUUGCAGAGCAUGUCUUGACAGCAAUACUAACCCACCUAUCAGGUAAUGCCUCUUUUUGUUAGCCCACUAAUGAUGACUUUUUUUUUUUACCUGCAACAAAAUGUUUUUCCACAUUUGCAUUGAUAUGGCAUGCUACCAAACUCUACCAUGAAUUCUGCACUUAUUGAUGAACUUCUGAAAACUGGAUGAAAACUUUUGACCUAUGUCAUAACUAUUUCCCCUUCUGUUUUUAGGAUGGAAUAUUAGGACUAUGGUGUAUUUUUGGAAAUAUCCCAAUAUCCGGCUUCCUACUUUAUCAGUGUACUUCUCUGUGGGUGCAAAUUGCACAGAAUGUGAACUGACUGGACCUUGAAUAUGAUACAAUACGUCUUUGUGUUACGUCUAACCCUCUAUAUUCCACUAAUGGAAAGUGUCUGACACCCUGACAACCGUAGUUAAGCUCGUGUUGCCCACAAAUUCUGAGCAUUAGGACAGGUAUCUUGUAUCUGGCUGACUGGCAGAAAACAAGUACAGAUAACUGAGCUGGGAUGGACUGGCCACAUCGUCCAGGAAAAAUACCUUUUCAGUGCUUGACUUCAUGACUUCUGACAGUUCAUUGACCUUUGCAGCACGACAGUUGUCCAUUGACACAUAACAGCCCUGCAUUUAAAUAUGGCGCCCCAGCGUUGCUUUGCAGCUACUUCAAAAGUUAAGCUCUGCAGUGGAUCACCACUGGUGUUUGGUUUCUGUUGCAAGUAAACUGCAAGAGAGUAAGGGAAGUCACCAAAGAGAUCAGCUACUAAUUCAGAUUUGGAAAUGUAGCUGUUUUUUUUUUUUUAUCCUGUUCGCAAUUUGAUAUGACUUGCCCACACAUGAAAGGCUCUGGCAUUUGCACAGUAAUCCUGACACAGCCACUGGUAUGUGUCCAUGUUCUAUAUACAUACAUGCACAGCUGCGGAGCACACGACUGUUUGUAAGCAAAUGAUGGCAUUCUACCAUAUUUGCUUCACAAUAGCCAAUUGAAUAUAUGUUUUGUAUGUCUGUGGUUUUUCAUUAUAUUAUAUUAGUAGCACGUAGCAUACACCUGUCGUGUUUUCCAUCCGAAUAGACUUACUGCUGCUCAUCUAUCCUCUGGCCACUUGACACUUCUGUUUUAGUCCCUUACAACCAACUCUUUUUUUUUUCAUUUAUGAUAUACCACCUAGUAAGGAUGACAUUGUGGCCUCUUCUUGUGUGUCACAAAUAAAUUUGCUGCUCGAUUGCUUGCUAUUCACAUUAGUGUGUGUCGCUUCACAAGACAAGUUUGACUAUGACGACUACUAACUGGCACACUUUGACCUCUACUACUCGCAAUACACCUGCCAUGCUAGCUUUGUCCAAUCCGGAUUUACUUGUAUAGCUGGCUGAAAAAGGUAUUUGGACAGACCUUGUCACUGUAGUUUGAUUUUAAAAGUUUUUAAGUAUGUUUAUGUGAUGUUGCUGGAGCCUUCUUUCCCUGCAGUGCAUCCAUGUUUUAAAAAUGAACACGUGCUAGAUGAGUUUGAAUUAUUAAAUAAGAAUUUGUACCAUUGUUAGAGAUGCAAGACUGCCUGCAUCAGCUACAAUGAUGCAGUUGUGCAAAUUUGCCACCUGGCCAUGACGAUAGGCUUUUGUGCUUUAGCUAUGAAAUAUCUUUUAAAAUAUUUUGGGUGGGCUUUAUCAACAUUUACUUGAGCACCAUAUAAUUUAUUUUAAAAUCUUGAAUUCUGAUUUAAGAAACUAGUAUUGCGAUGGAGACAUUGGUUAAUCUGUCUGACUUCCUUUUUCAUUUGUCAUGAGUUCCCGGUUCCAUAUUCAUUUACAAAAGUCAGUUGCUGUAUUACAGCACUUCAGUCAAGUGAGUCAUGUGAGACUAUUCUGCUUUAGUGUUAGAACCAACUAAUAUUUGGACAACAUACUAACUGAAAACAUCUAUUGGUCUGAAAUGGCCAGAUUCUUGUAAAUUCCAUUAAAGCAAUGUGAGCCCGGAAGUUGCUCGUAUUGCUGCUGUUUCAUCAGACGAAGUGUAGCGGGCUGCCGUGAAAUACAAAAUAAAGUCUUGUUUCUGCUGCAUACAAGUGACCUCAGUCACGUUUGCAUUUGUCCCUUUUCAAUAAGCCAUUAAAAGGUUUGGUCCACUAAAGUCCUGUUCAAAUGACUCUCAAUGAAAGCAAAGAGUCCUGACUCAACUGAUAUAUGUUUGCUUCAUCAGAGUGCUACUGUUUACCUUUUGAUUUCUUUACGUUCUUCGCAUAUGUUUUCUCAAAAAACAAAAGAUUUAUAUAACUGAAAUUGUGGUUUUAUAACGUAUUUAUAUUUUAGCCAUAUCGCUCACCCUUAGCUUAAAGUGACAGACAUUAUUGGGGGGAUGCCAAGCUUUAAAUUCCACAUGUCCCGGUUAGUUUUAAUGUCACAAAGUCAUAGUGCAGGUCUUUCGUGUUGCUCAAGUUGAGUUUUCAGCUGUGAAGAAAUGGUGCGGUGUGCCUGUCACAAAGCUCAUUCUGUUAAGCUUUUCUGGAAACGCUGAAUUAUCUACUGUAAUACACAGUAUGUGUGUUUGUGUCGUGUGUUCUCAUUAAACUUCCACGCCACUGAGGCCAGAACGUCCCUGAGGCACCAGCCCACGUGGCCUCACCACCACUUACACAAGCUUGCUUUUUUUUUUUUUUUUAAAUACCCCCUCUCUCCUCACUGGGAGAGGGAGAGAGAGGAGUGGCGUUUUGAGGGUGCCAACCCUUUUCCAGCAUUACAUAAUCACCUUGUAUAGAGGCCAUCACUUCUGCAUGCACGACUCUUCACAGGACGUGCACACAAACAUGAAAGUAGCUUCUCUAGCAGCGUGCCUGCUCGUUUAUUCUCUGAUGGAUAUGCCAAAGGACAUUAUCCUUUCUCAUGUUAGAUUGGAUGGGAGAGAAGCUUCUUUAAGCUCCCUGGGAUAUUUAGCUGUGGAUCACACUCAUAAAAUGUUUCAUCACAAGUUGGUUGUUUUCAUAUUACAAGCCUGGUUUUGACAAACAAACUUGACAAGCCUGUUUAACUAAAUAUGUACCAUUUGUUUCAUGCCAUUAUCGAAGCAACGCUUGUCACGUAACGCAUGAUCAAAGAAACAUUUUGAAACGACUACUUUUUAAGCUCUCAUUGGUUACAAACAGAUGUGUUGUUGUAUGAAUAAAUGUAAAGAAGUUUGACAAACAGCAGUAUCAUAA